Crotalus tigris (Tiger rattlesnake) is the source of this 1361-nucleotide messenger RNA. RefSeq names its product ALK and LTK ligand 1 (gene ALKAL1). The transcript is spliced from 6 exons. Gene Ontology annotation, molecular function: receptor tyrosine kinase binding; receptor signaling protein tyrosine kinase activator activity. The record is from RefSeq and is a predicted model, not a curated record. Bases 59 to 664 code for a protein of 201 amino acids. Gene Ontology annotation, biological process: positive regulation of ERK1 and ERK2 cascade; positive regulation of ERK5 cascade. Lineage: Eukaryota; Metazoa; Chordata; Lepidosauria; Squamata; Viperidae.
UUUAGUGGGGGGAAGAAGAUUCCUGCACCAAGAAGCAACGUGGGCAGGCGACCGAGAGAUGCCCGGGGCUACGAAAUGCCGCCGUCGCCACGUGCUGUCCGCCCUUGUCUUCUUUCUAUUUCUCACUUCAGCGCGGACGUCCCGCUUGGAAAGCGAUAGCAACGUCGCCAUCCAAAGCAAAGCCAAAGACCUCCAAGGGCCCGCAGGGGACCGGAAAACGCUGCUCGACUUGCUGCUCAAAGCUCUGGUGGACAGCAGCAGCAGCAGCAGCAGCAGCAGCAGCUUCCAGGCAGCCUCUCAUCCCUUCAGGGCGGAGCGGGUCAUCGCUCGGCGCUUCGCCAACGGCGGCGGCGGCGGCGGCGCCCAUUAUUCCUCGGCAGCUCUGGAUCGGGAAGCCAAAGUCAGCUCUUCCUCGACCUCCAGGGAGCGAGCGCCCAGGUUCUUAGCCGCUUCCAGACAUUCAGAGAUAUUUCCAAGAGAUUCCAGUUUAAAAGACAAAUUCAUCAAACAUUUUACAGGUCCUGUCACAUUUUCAGCUGAAUGUAGUAAGCAUUUCCAUCGUCUAUAUCAUAAUACACGGGACUGUUCAACACCAGCUUAUUAUAAAAGAUGUGCAAGAUUGCUGACAAGGUUGGCAAUGAGUCCAUUGUGCACGCAGUCAUAGGAAGACAAUUAGGUGGAUACCUCUGUGAUGACUGAUCUUUCAGACAUUCCUGCUAACACUGAAUCUGAUUUGCCGAGAAAGUGCCUUGAAAUCUGCCCCAAGACAAUAGAGAAGAUAUCUUGUGCUUUUUGAUUUAUAAAUGUUUGGUACUAGAUACAUUUUAUUUUCAUAUAUGUUGGAUAUUCCAAACCUCUGUGAAAGGAACAUAUUUUAUUUGAAUUUGUAAAUUUGCUGCCUAUAUCUCAAAUCAGCCAAUUUAUUUAAAUAUAUUGUAUAUAAUGACUACUAAUAUGCUACCUGUUUUAAAUAUAUGCAGGGAAUUAAUUGAUGUUUGUGUUAUCUUGUUUCAUUGUAUUUUAUUGCUCAGGCUCUUAAUUUCAUUAUUUGCACUAACUUGAAAUUCAGAGGUCUAAAGUAACUGAAAAAGCUGCAAAAGGAAUGGUUUACUUUCAAUAGAAAUGUUUUAUAUUAUGAUGCUUUGAAUUAAGUGUAUGUAUGUGUCCUUGUGUGCAAUAUAUGAGUGCAUGUGUGUAUGUAUAUUUUGCACAUCACAAUCAAAUGCACAUAAAUGCUUUAUAAGGCUAUUUUGGAUUACCAUCAGUUACAUUUGUACUGGCACUUAACAAAAAAUGUUAUAAAUAAUAUAAAUAUAAAAGACUGGAAGACUGCAAUGCAGCUUUGGUGGAAUAAAAGCAAA